CUAUUAUUGAAAUCAGAUUAAAAUAUGUAUCACUUAACUGCAGUACUUAAGCAUGAUGGUAGAGCAUCAUUUGGCCAUUAUUAUAGCUAUAUUUUCUACAAAAAUGAUUAUAAACUUGGUGGAAGUCUAAUUAUUCCAUAGUUACAAAGGUUGAGAAUCCCCAAGUUUUGCAAUUAAGCAAAAUUAUUAUCAAGGAGAUCAAUUGAAGAUCAAGAACAAUUAUUGUAAAACCUACGAUUUUUCUAAAUCUUAAAAUUUUGGAUUUAAUUGCUAUAAAUCUUUAGAAAAUGGACUUCAAGUAAUAAUGUGUUUAUUAUUCGUAGUUAUGGGUGGAAUAAAAAAAAAAAAUUAAUUUCUACUCAAAAAUUGCUCUAUCCGAAGAAUACAUUAAAUCCUGGGACGUAAUUGA
Molecule: messenger RNA, 409 nt
Organism: Paramecium octaurelia
Lineage: Eukaryota; Ciliophora; Oligohymenophorea; Peniculida; Parameciidae
Source: the annotation of a GenBank genome assembly